AUGACUUCAUCACAGAUGGCAGAGGCCGUUCCUCAACCUGUCGCGCCCGUUGCAUUAAUGUCUACAGGCAUUCACUUCGACUCUGAUCAUAUCGAGAUGUUCACAUACCCCAAACCUUCUCACGAUAACAACAGCCCCGUCUUUGCAGAACAAGACAAGUCUGUUGCCGCUGCAAUGGAUACAACUCUUCCUUCGAAUUCAGCCCAACCAUCGACAACAAGUCUCCUUCCCGAGAUCAAGAAGUCAAGCACUCCAGAAGAGGCACUCAAUACUACGAAUGAAACGGGAUAUACAGGAUCGGAAAACCAUACUGAGAACAACAUUUCCGCACAACCCACAGUGCCAAUCGAUUCCGCAAUGGAGAUGAGUAAUGCGACAAUUAAACAGGAGUCGCAUAAAAAAGAGGCCAACGAUACCAACCCCGAAAUUUUUGGACAAGCUGGUCCGGAAUCAACAGUUCAACCCACUCAGGCACAACUACAACCGUCAAAUAUUGGACCCCUUGCCUCAUUUCCUUCUUAUAACACGACAAAUGUACUUGUAGAUCCUGCGAACAUAUAUGGCGCGGAUAUGAAUUUGGAUGGCAACGUAUGGGCCUAUGACCAAACUAUGGACUUUCCAAACGUUGCGCCCAACCCGGACUUUUAUAAUCGACAACCUUUGAUAGACCCAGGAGUGCAGUUGGAUGGUUAUGCAAAGCUAGCUUUUGAUGAUUCGGACUUUUAUAUGACUACACAUGAAUUGAUCAUAGGUCGUGAUCAAAAUGGGUACAACAAUAUGAGAAGAUAUGAGAAGGAGCAUGAGGCAAUGAAUACAUCAGAAUUCUCCUCGUUUAAACCAACCAUGCAGAUCGAAAGUCAUACUGGUGGUAUCAUGGAUCCUUGGGUAAAAUUGGCAGACAGGCGAAGUCGCAAGGGGAAGAAGAAUAAGGGCUCAAGAUCUAUCAGUGGGAACAGUGCUACUGCUGGAUCACUUUUGCCUCCUGCAAAUGGAAACAUGUCACUUCAAAACCCCGAUCCGCAUAGUUGUCCUGUCCUCCAUGUACAUCCUCCAUUCAACAAAGGUGUAGCGGGCUUCAAAGCUAUAUCCAGAGAACACGUUAAAAUAUUUUAUGAUGACCAUCAAGAUAGUUUCAAAGUAGAAUUCCUUGGUAGAAAUGGAGGUUUUCGUGGACGAUAUAUACUUCGAGCCCAAGCAGAUAGCACCAUUAGUAAGUGGUAG
This is a messenger RNA of Botrytis sinoallii, 1221 nucleotides long. RefSeq lists its product as uncharacterized. Gene Ontology annotation, biological process: regulation of ribosomal protein gene transcription by RNA polymerase II. Bases 1 to 1221 code for a protein of 406 amino acids. The transcript has a single exon. Gene Ontology annotation, molecular function: sequence-specific DNA binding. Lineage: Eukaryota; Fungi; Ascomycota; Leotiomycetes; Helotiales; Sclerotiniaceae. Gene Ontology annotation, cellular component: nucleus. The record is from RefSeq and is a predicted model, not a curated record.